Molecule: messenger RNA, 778 nt
Organism: Lotus japonicus
Lineage: Eukaryota; Viridiplantae; Streptophyta; Magnoliopsida; Fabales; Fabaceae
Exons: 4
Coding region: 141-569 (142 amino acids)
Source: RefSeq, a predicted model, not a curated record
CACAGAGAUAAGAACAAAGCAGAAAAACUAACUGGAGCUUCGUCACUUCACUAGCACUAUAUAUAUUCCUUAAGAAACAGGUUAUCAUCAAUCAAAAAUAUCUCAUUUAUAGAAAGCAAUUCAGCAAGCAACAAUCAACAAUGGGUUCUCUUAUGGGAGGAUGGGACUCUCACACCUUGGAUUCUAACUCAGCUUCAAUUGAAAGGAAUCGCUCGCUCACAAAAGAAGAUAUUGAUACUUUCUGGAAAUCGAAGAAGGAAAUAGAGGAUGAACAUCUAAAAGCUAUUACUAGUUUAUCAAAGACCAUUCAGCCUGGCAAAUAUGAGGAUUCUGACAAUUUACAUAAGUCAAAGACAGUGCCCUUUGUCCGCAUAAAGGAGUCUUUAGGUGUUGGUGACACAAGUUUGGAGCACCUUAUGAAGAAAAAUGCCUGGUGGACUAAGAGCAACUGGGCAUUUCUGAAUGAACCUCCAGUGAUAGAAUCUGCUACCAACAAGUAUGCAUCACAAUUUCACGUCGCGAAGGGGGGAUCCUCAAAAAUUAACCCAGGGGAUGGAAUUAGUGCUUGAUAAUUACUCUAUCUCAUUUCACAAUGUGUGUGUAUAUGUUCUGUAUAUGUAGACGCUGGUUGGAAUUUACUUUGUUAUGAUUCUGCACAUGAAACUCUGGUUUGUGAUUGAGACCGGAGGAAUGUUCCGUGUAAAACUUACCUACAGUUCCAUACCUACUGUAUUUACUGUUUUCAAAUAAAAAAAAUGACACAUGGAUUCUUUUUCCA